Panicum virgatum (switchgrass) is the source of this 1151-nucleotide messenger RNA. RefSeq lists its product as uncharacterized. The transcript is spliced from 5 exons. The coding region runs from base 324 to 944 and encodes 206 amino acids. Gene Ontology annotation, molecular function: serine-type endopeptidase activity. Lineage: Eukaryota; Viridiplantae; Streptophyta; Magnoliopsida; Poales; Poaceae. The record is from RefSeq and is a predicted model, not a curated record.
GGGCCCAACAACAAAUUCCGACUGCAUGGCCCCUUAGGGUAAACCCAGGAAGAGAAGAGGAAAAAAAAAACCCAAAAGAUCCCAGCGUUCCCCUGCUGCACGACGCGGCCGCCGCCUGCGCCAUCCCCUUCUUCCUCUCUCCCCAGCUCCGGUCGCCCUCACCGCACCUCGCCUCCCCGUUGUUCCCUUGCGGGGCUCCUCUGGCUAGGAGACCUGGUGGCGCCAGCUUCCGCCGCCGUGCAGCCGGAAGGAAAUCUCCCCGAGAAGGAGAGGGGAUCAGUACAGGAGCAGCAGAUAGGCAGCCGGGAGGAGGUUGGGGAAGGAUGGUUUCGCUGUCAACGUGGUUCCGCUACGCCGCCCACAAGUUCGAGUACUCCAUCUCCCUCACAUGGAAGAAAUAUAAUGUCGGCCAGAUCAACAGUACAGAGCUAACGGAUGCAAUAUGGAAAAACUUCUUCCAAGGCAAGCUCACCUUCACGCAUUGGACCAAAGGGGGAGAAGCCAUGGCUCCCAUCGUAUCUCCAACUGGAGGAGCCCUCCUUGUCAGAAAGCUCGCAAAUUUAAGCCCCACGCAAGUCUUUGUUGGGGACGUCGUCUUGUUAAAAGAUCCAGAGAAAUCUGAUGAUCUAAUUAUUCGACGGCUGGCUGCCCUAGAAGGCUAUGAGAUGGUCUCUAGUGAUGAGAAGGAUGAGCCAUUUGUACUCGAGAAAGACCAAUGCUGGGUCCUGGCAGACAACCAGGCCCUAAAGCCGAAGGAAGCUAGAGAUAGCCGCUUGUUUGGACCUGUCCCUAUGACUGACAUCCUUGGCAGAGUGAUAUACUCUUUAAGAACAGCUGUUGAUCAUGGUCUGGUCGAGAACAGUGGCAUUGCCAUGAACCAGGAUGCACCUGUACUGGCAGUGGAGCUUGAUGUGGAAGAGAUGGCAAAGAAUAACAAGACGUAGAUACUUGAUGCUUUUGACAUACUGCGCUAUAACUUAUUGUCGUUAUGGAUUUUGUUAUUUACAAUUUGUCGCUUCAAGUAGAACUUGCAUUGGACUGUUUGUUCACGGUUUGCCUGUGGAGAAGUCAAUAAUUGUCUUAACAAAUAAUCCAGAGGUUGCUGGAUCGUGAUCUUUCCAAUUUUGUGUUGGUAACGUUGUGUGACUGUA